CCGAGAGGCCCCGUGGCGGGAAGCAGGAAGGGCGUGCCGGAUGCCGCCGUUCAAAACCGAAACCCUGCCGGCACGUGGGACGGGGAUUUGGGGCAGCGCCAGGUCCUUCUGCAGGGUCCCCCCGUCCCGCUGCCCCGGUGAUGCGGUGAGUCCCUCACGGCACGGCCGGGAUGCGGUGCCAAGAGACGGGGUUGUCCCCGGGGCUGGGGGACUCCGCAGCUCCCAGGCUGGUAACAAACCCCCCAGGGUGCUUUUUUGGGUGUUUUUGGGGGGACAUCCUCAUGGUGCUGGACCCUGCAGCCCUGUUGACCUUGCCACGUUGGGGUGACUGUCCCCAUUCCUUCUAGCGCAGGGAGAACUGGGCUGUAUGGGACAAACUCGCUGCCCAGCCCCAAAACCUCAUCAUGAUUUCCAACCAUUGGUACUUCCAGGUGACAUCCCGCAAUGGCAGGGGAAGAGGGUGCGUUAGCCGUCCUCUUACGAGCUCUGCAGGGUCUCACUGUUAAAGACUUCCAGGAGUUUAAGACGAAGUUAUCGGCGGUUCCCAUGGAAAGAGGAUGGAAUAUCCCCAAGGAUUCCCUGGCCAAGGCCGCCCACCCCUGCGCGCUCGUCAGCUCCAUGAGCAGCAUCUACAGCCAAGACACUGCGAUGGACAUCGCGAUCGGGUUGUUCCAAGAGAUGAACCAGAGAGACCUCGCAGAGAAACUCCUGGCUGAGCAGGAGAAAGGGUACAAGCAGGAAUACAGAGAGCACGUGGUCCAGGAGUUCUGCUGCUACAAAGAGGUGAACGCCCGUCUCGGGGAGAACCUGUCUAUCAGCAGACGCUACACCGACCUGACCAUCGCCAGGAAGCCCUGGAGCAAACACAGAGGUGAACACGAAGGUGUGGACACCAGCCAUGGAUGUGCUGAUGCUGGCAAUGGAGCAGCCACUGUCACCGUCACUGCACAAACGCUGCUUAAACCUGGCGAAGAUGGGCAAACACCGCAGGUUGUGGUGCUGGUGGGGGCCCCGGGGAUGGGGAAGACGAUGACAGUCAGGAAGGUGAUGGUGGGGUGGGUGGAAGGGGCCCUCUACACGCAGUUUGACUACAUCUUCUGCAUAGACUGCAAGAACAUUGCCCUCACCAGGGAAGCGAGCGUGGUGGACCUCAUUUCCACGUGCUGCCCUCACAGGCGAACACCAGCUGGGAAGAUCCUGGCUGACCAGAAGAAGAUCUUGUUCAUUUUUGAUGGCUUUGAGGCCUUGGGAUUUUCUUUGGUUCAGCCCAAAGAUGAGCUGAGCUCUAACCCAUGGGAAGUGAAGCCGCUGGAAACCACCCUGAUGAGCUUGUUGAAGAAAAGUGUUCUCCCCGAGUCCUCCUUGCUCAUCACCACGAGGCCAACGGCUCUCCAAAGCCUGGGGCGGUGCCUGGAGAGAGAGUAUUACGCAGAAAUACUGGGAUUUUCAGCAGCCAUGAGGGAGGAAUAUUUCCACAGGCAUUUGGAGAAUGCCAAUAAAGCCGACGUGGCCUUCAGGUUUACCAGAGGCAACAAGAUGCUCUACAGCCUGUGCAUCAUCCCUGUCAUGAACUGGAUCGUCUGCACCAUCCUCGAACAAGAGCUUUCCAAGAAGAAAAACCUUGUUGAGUGCUCUAAACCCAUCACGCAGAUGAGUGUGUUCUACCUCUCCUGGUUACUGAAGUUCAGAGGUGGGGACAACCCACGGGACCUCCAGCGAUUCCUCCCCAGGCUUUGCUCCUUGGCUGCGGAUGGCAUCUGGAAGCACAAGGUUCUCUUUGAGGAGGCAGACAUCAAGGACCACAGCUUGGACCAGCCAGACCUUCUCCCCCUCUUCCUCAAUGAGAAGAUCUCACAGAAAGACCAUGGAAACAUAUACAGCUUCACCCACCUGCACCUCCAAGAGUUUUUUGCAGCAAUGUUUUAUGUUCUGGAGGACAAUGAGGAAAUGGUCAGUGACUUGGGGGCUCUCACAAAGGACAUAAAUAUGUUAUUAGAAACCUAUAGUGAGUCCAGGAAGGAUUUGAACUUAACAGUGCGAUUCCUGUUUGGGCUGGUAAGCCAAAAAUCAAUAGAGCAUGUGGACAAAAUCACCGGGUGCAGAAUAUCACGACGAGCCAGGGAAGAUCUGCUGAGGUGGCUUCAGAAGAGGCACAGGGGCAUCGCCCAUCCCGGCCAAGCACCGAAGGUGUCAGAUUUGGAUGCUUUACACUUUGUGUUUGAGAUGAACGAUGAAAGCUGCGCACAAAGCGCCUUGGCUGGUGUCACCGACGUGGACCUGCAGGACAUCCAGUUGACCCAAUAUGACCAAAUGGCUCUUUCCUUCUGCAUCAGGCAGUGGGGUGGGCUGGGCCGUGUCGCCCUCCGGGGAUGCUCCUUCCAGCCUCAGGAUCCCAGCGAAGAGCCGACCGUGGCAGAGUCCUGCUCCAGCACCCCAGGAGCCGGAGAAUGUCCCCAUCGGCAGGAAGAGCUGCCCCCCCCCACCUACCUGCUCUGCCGGGCGCUGCGACACCCAGGCAGCCACCUGCAGGUUCUCCGGCUGUACUGGUGCCGGUUGUCCCGGAGCUGCUGCGCGGAGCUGGCGGAGCUGCUGGCCCGUCACCCCAGCCUGGCCCAGCUGGAGCUGGGUGACAGCACACUGGGUGACACCGGCGUGCGCCUGCUCUGCCGGGGGCUGCAGCAGCCUAGCUGCCGCCUGCGCAUCCUGCGGCUGCGGUACUCCUGCCUCACCAGCGCCUGCUGCCAGGACCUGGCCACCGCGCUGGCCACCAGCCCCUGCCUGGAGGAGCUGGAUUUGUCCUUCAGCGAGGGGCUGCGUGACGCCGGCGUGGAGCUGCUGUGCAAGGGGCUCCGGCACCACGCCUGCCGGCUGCAGACGCUGCGGCUGGGGAGCUGCCGGCUGGCGGGCACCUGCUGCCGAGCGCUGGCUGCUGGGCUGGCCGGGACCUCCCAGCUCACCUGCCUGGACCUGAGCGACAACGAACUGGGAGCUGCUGGUGUCCUGCAGCUCUGCCAGCAGCUCCGGCAUCCCGCCUGCCCGCUGCGAACCCUGGGCCUGAGCACGUGCGGGUUAAACGAGGAAGCACUGCAGGAGCUGGCAGCUCUGCAGGCACUGAAGCCUGAGCUGAAGAUCGGGGACCUGCUCGAGCAGGACAUGCCGCAGGCUGGGGCCAUGGCCCGGCUGCCCUGUCACCGCGGGGUCCUGGCGGGGGGCAGAAAGGUGCCCCCCACCUUUCAGAGAGGUCCCUGCAGCAACCAGAGCCAUUUCUAGCACCUGCUCGGUGCUCCUGAAUUCAAGGGAAGCCUCCACUGGGUUGAGAAUCCCCAUGUGCUCUUCCCCGUCCCCACCAUGUGUGGGUCCAGCUCCCGCCCUACAUCCGCAAAGGAUGGCUGAUGUAGCAGGAUGCGAGGCACGAGCCGUGGAAGUGAAUCAAUAACCAAUUUUGGGUUUUAAUAGAGAAAAAAAAAAUAACUUUACAGUGAAACAAUAAAAAAAAAAAAUCGC
Columba livia (rock pigeon) is the source of this 3504-nucleotide messenger RNA. Its product is annotated as NACHT, LRR and PYD domains-containing protein 12. The record is from RefSeq and is a predicted model, not a curated record. The transcript has 7 exons. The coding region runs from base 445 to 3270 and encodes 941 amino acids. Gene Ontology annotation, cellular component: cytoplasm. NCBI's taxonomy places the organism in Eukaryota, Metazoa, Chordata, Aves, Columbiformes, Columbidae. Gene Ontology annotation, molecular function: protein binding.